This is a messenger RNA of Phytophthora sojae, 1416 nucleotides long. RefSeq lists its product as hypothetical. The coding region runs from base 1 to 1416 and encodes 471 amino acids. NCBI's taxonomy places the organism in Eukaryota, Oomycota, Peronosporomycetes, Peronosporales, Peronosporaceae. The record is from RefSeq and is a predicted model, not a curated record. The transcript has 8 exons.
AUGAAUACGGCUGAGUUUGAAGACGGACAGUUCUGGCUGAUUGUAGACCCAGACUACAGCCUUAAGAUCUUGACAAACUGUGCAUAUUGGGGUGAUGUUGGUGGAAUUCGCGGGAAGUACCGUAAAUUUUGGAAUUUACUGCAAAAGAUAGGUGAUCUGACCCUGCAAAGUAUCAUGCUGAGUGAGCUACUCCAAGACGGAUCAGCCAAGCUGUUGGUCUUGGGAUACGCCAUCUUCCUGUUUUUGAGUCGCGCUUGGCUGUUCGUCGAUCCAGCUGAGCGAUCCCUAUUCAGCACAAGCUUGAACUCACUACGGGUCCUGUCAUACUCUGACCUAGUACUGCACCUCAGCAUGAACUUUUCGUUUUGCCUACGCUUUCUCACCUAUCCAGAGUGCGUGGUAUAUGCGUAUCAUUGGAAGACAGGUGAGGUGUGUCCAUGUCGAAUACUCGUGGACAUUUACCGCACACCGCAGACCUUCGAAGAAUGGAUCAAUCCUGUGAACGUGUAUGACAAAGUCAAAGCAUUAUCGGCUGCAGGUAAGCUGCAGAACUUGCAGCUUGUCAAUCGUGCUCUCCCGGACUGGCCGGAAGAACUGCAGACGUGCAAAAAUCUUCAAUAUCUCUCGAUGGUCUACACAGAAACGAAGGCACUUCCUGACUGGGCGACAGAGUGGACACAGCUCCAAUUCCUGCAUAUUCAAGGGAAGCAGCUACGCCCGAGCUUAACCUAUUUGCCUGAAGAUUUAUUCAGCAAUAUGCCGUCCCUCCAAAUGAUCCAUCUAGGUAUGCAUCCAAAGCUGCUGCGGCUUCCAGCACUUAGUGGUGUACCAAACCUCCGUAGCUUGACCCUUGCCACUCUACAUCUCGUCAGAGAAAUUCCGUCACUAGACCAAGUACCAAGGCUACGACACAUCACGGUGUCGUAUAUGGAAUCGCUCCAAAUUAUCCCUGAUUUCGAAAAACUGGAGAAUGUCGAGGACUUCGUGAUCGCCGGUAUAUGCCCCAUUUGCUGUACCUGCAAUCCGGCCGAUUGGUUUUGCGCCGGGAACUCUGUGUUCGAAGUUCCGCCCUCUCCGUGCCUUGAUGAAAAAUCACCUCUACCUACUCUAGCUACUCAAAGAGUUCUCGAGAGGUUUAACGCAACCUUGUGCAUUCGCUCAGGCUUCGACAAGGCCAAGAUCGUGGAUUUCCUUUCUCAGUCUCAAAUAGAAGUCUGUGGCGGGGUUCCUUACCGACGCUGUGAGUUUCCUCCCAACAGCGGCAAGUUUGGCAUCUGCAUCAACUUCCGCCUACAAGCGUUAAUGUGUGUGGUCAAUGACGACUACGUGCGCCUACGCAAGGUGCAGAUUCAAAGGAAUGUGGGCCCGCCUUGCGAUGUUGUUGAAGAAGCGUGGCUCGGAUGUGGUGCGGGCUAA